This is a messenger RNA of Scheffersomyces stipitis CBS 6054, 1499 nucleotides long. It is a transcript of the gene RNR21, whose product is annotated as ribonucleotide-diphosphate reductase subunit. The transcript has a single exon. Gene Ontology annotation, biological process: deoxyribonucleotide biosynthetic process. NCBI's taxonomy places the organism in Eukaryota, Fungi, Ascomycota, Pichiomycetes, Serinales, Debaryomycetaceae. Gene Ontology annotation, molecular function: oxidoreductase activity. The record is from RefSeq and is a predicted model, not a curated record. Bases 73 to 1326 code for a protein of 417 amino acids.
ACGAAAAUAACUCCAAGAGUAUCACGUUAUCAAAAGCUUUUCACUUCCUCUUUGUCUAAUAUCAACUUCACAAUGUCUGUUCAACAAACUCCAACCAACGGGUUGACUGGUAAGAUCUCUUCUUUAGACGUGUCUAACAUGAAGGGCAAGUCAUUAACCGACCAACUAGCAGCUGAAGCCCAGCAAAAAGACGUGUCCCAGAACUUGGCUAUUGCUAAGGCCAAUCUCGGAUCCGUUCAGGAAGUUACCCCAGAGGCCAAGGACAACGCUGACGAAGAACACAGUGCCUUUUUGGCUAAGCACAAAGUGCACCGUCACGAGUUGAAGGCCAUGGAAAAGGACGAACCUUUGUUGAUGGAAAACACGCGUCGUUUUGUUCUUUUCCCCAUCAAGUACAACGAAGUGUGGCAAAUGUACAAGAAGGCCGAGGCCUCCUUCUGGACUGCCGAGGAAAUUGACUUGAGUAAGGAUAUCACCGACUGGAACAACCGUUUGAAUGAUAACGAGAGAUUCUUCAUUUCCAGAAUCCUUGCCUUCUUUGCCGCUUCGGACGGAAUUGUCAACGAGAACUUGGUAGAAAACUUUUCUGCUGAAGUUCAGAUUCCAGAAGCCAAGUGUUUCUACGGAUUCCAGAUCAUGAUGGAAAACAUCCAUUCAGAGACCUACUCGUUGUUGAUCGACUCCUACAUCAAGGAUCCAAAGGAAGCUGACUUCUUGUUCAAUGCUAUCGACAACAUCCCAUGUAUCAGAAAGAAGGCUGACUGGGCCUUGAGAUGGAUUUCUGAUGACGACGCCUUGUUUGGUGAAAGAUUGGUCGCUUUUGCCGCUGUUGAAGGUAUCUUUUUCUCUGGUUCUUUUGCUUCCAUCUUCUGGUUGAAGAAGAAGGGUUUGAUGCCAGGUUUGACUUUCUCCAACGAGUUGAUCUGCAGAGAUGAAGGUUUGCACACCGACUUCGCCUGUUUGUUGUUCUCUCACUUGCAGAACAGACCCGAUGCCGAAAUCGUGGAGAAGAUCAUCACCGAGGCCGUCAAGAUCGAGAAGGAGUUCUUCACUGACGCUUUGCCUCUGUCGUUGUUGGGUAUGAACGCCGAAUUGAUGUGUCAAUAUGUCGAAUUUGUCGCUGACAGAUUGUUGGUUGCCUUGGGAAACAAGAAGGUCUACAACGUCACCAACCCAUUCGAUUUUAUGGAAAACAUCUCGUUGGCUGGUAAGACCAACUUCUUCGAAAAGAGAGUCAGUGACUACCAAAAGGCCGGUGUCAUGGCCAAGUCUGGCAGCGACAACAAGACCCCGCUGAACAACUUCUCGUUCGAUGAAGAUUUCUAAACAAUUUGCAUCUCAGAAAAAGUUGGUUAUGUCAUUUAUAUCACGGUUGUCUGUUUGGGUUUUUUAUGUCUAUUUGUUUUAAUACUCUGUUCUCCACUUCAAUUCUGAUUCCAAGCACCGUUUGGCUUGUACUAUAUUAUUAAUUUGUAUAAAAUAUACAAUUGUCAUUAUCU